This is a messenger RNA of Phacochoerus africanus (Common warthog), 2536 nucleotides long. It is a transcript of the gene RBM46, whose product is annotated as RNA binding motif protein 46. The transcript has 5 exons. The record is from RefSeq and is a predicted model, not a curated record. Lineage: Eukaryota; Metazoa; Chordata; Mammalia; Artiodactyla; Suidae. Gene Ontology annotation, cellular component: nucleus. Gene Ontology annotation, molecular function: mRNA binding. The coding region runs from base 173 to 1774 and encodes 533 amino acids.
GGGAGCCCAGCCGAGGCGCGAGGACCGAGCGAGCUUCUCCCGUGGGCUCCCCUCCCCCCUGCGGCGACCCCCGCUCCGGCCGACUGGUCCCCGAAACGGUGGCGGCGGUUUGUGGUCGUUGGUCCCAAGGAUUUAGGACCAACAUUUGAAGACCCGAAGGGGAACGGCAACCAUGAAUGAAGAAAACAUAGAUGGAACAAAUGGAUGCAGUAAAGUCCGAACUGGUACUCAGAAUGAAGCAGCGUUACUUGCUUUGAUGGAAAAGACUGGUUACAACAUGGUUCAAGAAAAUGGGCAAAGGAAAUUUGGUGGUCCUCCUCCAGGUUGGGAAGGUCCACCUCCACCUAGAGGCUGUGAAGUUUUUGUAGGAAAAAUACCUCGUGAUAUGUAUGAAGAUGAGUUAGUGCCUGUAUUUGAAAGAGCUGGGAAGAUAUAUGAAUUUCGACUUAUGAUGGAAUUUAGUGGUGAAAAUCGAGGUUACGCUUUUGUGAUGUAUACUACGAAAGAAGAAGCCCAGUUAGCCAUCAGAAUUCUUAAUAAUUAUGAGAUUCGACCAGGGAAGUUUAUUGGUGUAUGUGUAAGCCUGGAUAACUGCAGGUUAUUUAUUGGAGCUAUUCCCAAGGAAAAGAAGAAAGAAGAAAUCUUGGAUGAAAUGAAGAAAGUUACAGAAGGAGUGGUAGAUGUCAUUGUUUACCCCAGUGCAACUGAUAAGACCAAAAAUCGUGGUUUUGCAUUUGUCGAAUAUGAAUCUCACAGAGCUGCAGCUAUGGCUAGGAGAAAACUAAUUCCAGGGACUUUCCAACUAUGGGGCCAUACCAUUCAAGUAGAUUGGGCUGACCCAGAGAAGGAAGUUGAUGAGGAGACCAUGCAGAGAGUUAAAGUUCUCUACGUACGAAAUCUAAUGAUCUCAACUACAGAGGAAACAAUUAAAGCAGAAUUCAACAAAUUCAAACCCGGUGCGGUUGAACGAGUAAAGAAACUUCGAGAUUAUGCCUUCGUUCACUUUUUCAACCGAGAAGAUGCAGUGGCUGCCAUGUCUGUUAUGAAUGGAAAGUGCAUUGAUGGAGCAAGUAUUGAGGUCACACUGGCAAAACCAGUGAAUAAAGAAAACACUUGGAGGCAGCAUCUUAAUGGUCAGAUUAGCCCCAAUUCUGAAAACCUGAUUGUGUUUGCUAACAAAGAGGAGAGCCACCCCAAAACUCUUGGCAAGCCACCGACACUUCAAGCUCGUCUCAAUGGCCAGCAUAGCCCAAGCCCUCCUGAAAUCGAAAGAUGCACUUACCCAUUUUUUCCUGGAACAAAGCUUACUCCAAUUAGUAUGUAUUCUUUAAAAUCCAAUCAUUUCAAUUCUGCAGUAAUGCAUUUGGAUUAUUACUGCAACAAAAAUAAUUGGGCACCACCAGAAUAUUAUUUAUAUUCAGCAACCAGUCAGGACGGGAAAGUACUCUUGGUGUAUAAAAUCGUUAUUCCUGCAAUUGCAAAUGGAUCCCAGAGUUACUUCAUGCCGGACAAACUCUGUACUACGUUAGAAGAUGCCAAGGAACUGGCAGCCCAGUUUACGUUACUUCAUUUGGACUACAAUUUUCGUCGCAGCUCAAUAAAUAGCCUUUCCCCUGUUAGUGCUACCCUCUCUUCUGGGACACCCAGCGUGCUUCCUUAUACUUCAAGGCCUUACUCUUAUCCGAGCUAUUCCUUGUCACCAACAGUGUCACUUGCUAAUGGCAGCCAUGUUGGACAGCGACUAUAUAUCUCCAAUCAGGCCUCGUUCUUCUGAAGAAAAUACUGUAAACAGGAGUAUGAAAGUUUCUUUGUAAAGCCAGCAAAUUAAAAUACUCUUUUAUUUUAGAAUCGGGUUUGCACAUUUGGUUUUAAAAUGAUAAUUAUAUAUUUAUUUCAACAUAGUAAAACAUCACAAUUCAGAAUAACUUACAGUUGUAAAACUUGUAAAAAUGCUAAGUUUAAAAAGUUACUCAGUGAUUUCUCUUGAUAAAGGCAUAACAAACUACUAUUCUUUUUAAACUUUCGGGAUUUUAAAUAACUUCUAAUUCCUGAGUGGUCAGUAGAACCUAGAAGUUUACGUUAAAUUUUUUCAUUAUAACUUUGCUAGAGUUUCACAAACAUUAAAGCACUUGCAGACAGUGGUUACACUAGAUUUGAUUACCAAGGAUCACCAUCUGUAUUAGAGAUUAGAACAAUUCUGUAACCAGAAGCAUCUAACUAUUAUGUAGAAAGAAAUGAAGGGCAAAAAGAUUAAGAUGCAAAUUUAUGCAGUACUAAAGAAAAAGCAGUCUACCAUUGUGGUCCUUGAAAAUAACUAUAAAUAUUUCAGUUGAUGAUUAUUUGUUAUAGAAAUAAAUUAUAAUUUUGCUGUUAAUGUAUUUAAGGUUUUUAUAGUUAUGCUUCAUUUGUGUUUGAUAUUCACUGUAUAGUUGUUUGAGUAAUAAGUGUUUAGAGUUUUUUAAUGUUGAAAUCAUGUGUUGUUUAAUUUUUGUACUUGAAUUCAAAUUCUUGGACAUUAAAUAUGCGAUGCUUCUAA